Molecule: messenger RNA, 2205 nt
Organism: Seminavis robusta
Lineage: Eukaryota; Bacillariophyta; Bacillariophyceae; Naviculales; Naviculaceae
Source: the annotation of a GenBank genome assembly
GUCAGGAAGAUGUGGUAAACCUACUGUAUGUUAUUUUUUAUUCUUAUAAAGAUUCAAAGCAAAGUGGGACGUUAAUAUGUUACCUCAACUACUGAUUUAUUGCAUUUGGUCUUUUUUGGCGACUCGAUGACCCCCGAAACCCCCAUCAAUGUUUUGCGACGCUUCAUUUCUUCAUUUCUCUGUCUGAGUUCCCGACCACCACUGCGUGUACUUUGCUUGUCUUCAUUCAUCAAUCACUACAGCUAGCUAGCUAGCUACUAGUACAUCAGCACAUCAUGCCCUUUGGAACGGGCCCCAGUAAUGGUGAUCAAGCCAAAAAGGGCGGCGCCAAGGCAGCCUUGUUGGGUCAAAUCGAAGAAUUUCAAGAUGUGGAACACGGCGAUGGCACGGUCCAACAAAUGUCACUCUAUGCCGAAGCCCGUCGGAUGUUGGCCGCCGCCUACUUGAUGUUUGUGUUGCCCGAUAUGCGGACAUUGAUGCGCAAUGGCGAACAGUUACAGGGCGAUCCAGAGAUGCUGCAACGUGUCUUGGCGUGUCCUUGCACCGCAUUGGAUGUCGCCACCAUUUUCAAUGCCAACAUGACACGAAUGCAAGAACUCGUCAAGGAUGACGAACGCGCUACCAUGUACAAUCAGAGUAUGGAUUUGAAUCAUCCCGAUUUGCCAGACAUUCAAUUGUUGGUCAUGGACGAUGAAAAGGGAGAUCAAGAAUGCGUCUACUCUCUAUCAGUCAAUCAUCCCAAAAAGCUAGUGUCCGUACUCUUUCGCGGUUCUGUCACUACCAAAGAUUUCGUCCAAGAUUCCAAAGUCUUGUUGACUCAAAUCGACAAUCCCAUGGGCGUGGCACCCAAACUGUUGGGUCUACACAUGGGAUUCAAAGAGUAUCUCUACGAAGAAUUGCCCUGGCACGAAUAUCUCAUUCCGUCACUCGUCAAGGAAGGACUCUCACAAACGGCGCAUGUCGCCAAAGACGGAGUCCAAAUGGUAGGAAAAGGAGUCAAGACGGCAGGAACUACGGCCGUCGAUGUCACCAAAAAGGGUGUCACGGCCGUGGGAACCGUCGCCAUGACGGGAGUUCAUGCUCUUGCAAGCGGCGUGGGAACCGUCACGGAUAUGGUCGGAGUGACACAUCAUCAUCAACAACAGCAACAAGGCAACGAAACAAAAGCAGCAAACAAUGACAAUACACCCAAUGACAAUGACGAGGAAACAGGCAAUAAUAGACCAACGGGGACGCAACAAAAAGAAACCAUUGAAGUCGAUCUCCAGGGUUCCGUCACACACCAACAACCACGAGAACAGCCCAAUACUAGUAAUAGCACCACCACCAACAAACCUGCCCGUGGAAAGAAAUAUGAAAUCAUCAUGGAUCAGGUCAAACAGGUAUUUGCCGAUUAUCCACACUACCGAUUGUAUAUUGGAGGACAUUCACUAGGAGGAGCUCUGGCCACCAUUUUUGCCUUUGAAUGUGCUGCGACAACAUCGGGCAUUACCAAACCAGUCACCUGCAUCACAUCGGGGGCACCCAAAGUCGGCAAUCUACAGUUUCUAAAAGCAUUCGAGUCACUCGAAGAAAAGAAUUGGUUACGAUGCAUACACGUGGCCAACUAUAGGGAUAUCGUCACACAGUCACCGGCGUUGCCCAUGUGCUGUUGCUACGGCAGUCAUUUUCGACGAGCCGGAUUUCAUCUCACAUUGUCACCGCAUGCUUACAUUCUCAGUUAUCCAGCGCGAUUGGGGCUGGUGGGACGAUUCUGUUUGGAUAUUGUCAAAUGGAUCAAACACGUGUGUUACGUCCUCUUGUUUGUGCCGUUACUGUUUCUCUGUGGUUGUCAAACCAAAAAGUUUUUGAGAGAGGAACACACACAGCUCAAAUACAUGAAUCGAUUCGACAAUCAAAAAGCGGCACUCCAACACAUGACACUGGACGAACUCUACCGAGAACGAUUCGGUGCCACCGCGAAAAAGCAUCUUCGUGCGGGAGUCGUCAAAACGACCAAGGAAGAUCAAGGUACCACGGCAGCAAUGGAAGUGGGGAAUCUGUAGCUACCUCCGUACCGGUAGCGAUCGAGGCAACAGCCACAAUGUCAUGGUCUUGAUUUGAAUUGUGACUUGUCGGAAUGAUUCGAUUUGAUUCGAGUGUAACAAUAACAUGUUGUUUGGACAUUCACUAGCUAGCCAGCGCAUGCAUGCGUGAGUGAGUGAU